Salvelinus namaycush (lake trout) is the source of this 763-nucleotide messenger RNA. RefSeq lists its product as uncharacterized. NCBI's taxonomy places the organism in Eukaryota, Metazoa, Chordata, Actinopteri, Salmoniformes, Salmonidae. The transcript has 5 exons. The record is from RefSeq and is a predicted model, not a curated record. Bases 68 to 763 code for a protein of 231 amino acids.
AGUGAAAGAGGAGGAGACAGAAUAUCAGAUUAACACCAAAAUUGACUGGGAGAGUGACACAGAAGGAAUGGACGAGGACUCUGUGAGUGACCACAGUUAUGAUUCCAGCGCGGAAGAAAUGUUUUUGGAAGGAAAAGAUCCACUUUUAGACCAUGAUAGCGUCUCUGACUGGGAGCCUCCGGUGCCAUGGUGCCCAUCCCCCACUGAAGCGGGUUCAUCCAGCCGGACUCCUGCUGUCUCCGGCUCCACAACUACCCCCGCCCGGCCAUCUAGAGGUGGGAAGAGGGUAACAAAGAAGCGGAGGAAGGGAAGUGUGGAACCUGCUGGUAGAGAGGUAGAGGGGCAAUGGCACUGUUUGCUGGAGGAAGAUGUGGAGCCUCGUGCUCCAAUUUUCCGACCUAAAAGGCAACCCGGACCUCAGCUCGAUAUGACAUUGAAGUAUAGCCCGAUGCAACUUUUCCAACUGUUUUUCACCCCGGCAGUUGUUGAUUCCCUUGUAUGCAAUACUAACAAGUAUGGGGCUAGGAAGCAAGCGGGAAAGAAAGAGGCAUGGAAGCCCAUUUCCAUGUUUUUAAAUAUCUCACGGGCGCUGCACAUCAGUGACCCAGAAGUUGAUGAGGAGAAUGACAGGAGGAGAGGCACCGCACGGUUUGACAGGCUCUGCAAAGUCAAACCUCUCUACGCCAGCAUGGUUGAGGCUUGCAAGACCCAUUUUCAGCCCGCACAGAACUUGUCCAUAGAUGAGAGGAUGCAUCCUAUCUGA